AUGACGGCAAUGCACACAUCUAGCAACAAUGGACACCACACUAAGGAACCCCCACUUUUUCCCGUCAUUCAUAUGGAUAUAAAUAGCCUAAAGAGACUUCCAGCUUUCGAUGAACCAAUCAAUCAAGUUCAAAAAAGGAUACACGAACACCAAAACACCCAGCACCGCGGAAAUCCCCCACAGAAUAUCCAGAGGUCUGCUUCCUUUAUUCAAAAUAAAAACAUUCAAAUUCAGCAAAAUACUGCUCUGCAUCAAAUGGUACAACCUGCUUCAAAUCACAUUCCUCUGGCUGUAAAUAUUCGGCCACCUGCAGUAAUGAACUCUGCUUCGCACUUCAUGCCCCAUAAUCCAGUAGUGAAGACACAAAGUGGCCCUGCCAUCUUGCAGCAGGUCAAUAAUAGAGUACCAAUGAUAAGUCAUCAAGUAACUCGUGUUCCACUGGCCAAUAAACAACCUGCAUUUCAUCCUCCUAUGGUCAUGACCCCUGCAAUGAGUGGAAAGAAUCGAGUAAAUCCAAGCAUAAUGAUUCAAAACCCAUCUCGUCCUCAAGCACAACCAAUCCUUAACCAACCAAUCAAUAUUCAAUCAGUUCCUUUAAACAUGAAUCAAGUACCUUUGAACACGAUACAAGGACAACUCCCAAACUUUCCUCUGAUGGGAAUUAAUACAAUUCAAAAUCAACCCUUACUAAUGCUCCAAAGACCAGUUAUUGUGAAUUCAGUGCCACAAAAUGUUCAAUUGAUCCAGAGUCCUAUUGCAAAUGGUCAACCCCUUAUGGGACCCGUUAACGUACAGGUUCCUACAAUGCAAAACAAACCAAUGUCUCUUCCUCAACUUGUUUUCACUAAUGGAAUCCUUAAUCAAAUAGUUCCUAAACAGAAUCCUAUUGCAGCUACACCGAAACCAAAUACGUUAUUUUCUCGUGCUCCGAUUGUAGAGAAACCCAAACAGUCUGCCAGCAUACAAACUCAAACCGGAAGCAGUAAUACGGAUCGCAAAAUUCCGCAAGUUGUUGUUCAUCAGUCAGGGAAUAGUUUCAAGGCGCCUUCUAUUUUGUUGAAAAAUAACAAAGUCGAAAACUUAAACAUCGCCAGCAAACAUCCUGCCCAGGAAAUUCAAGAGCCAAAGACAAAAACCUCAAUCGACAUAAAAAGCGCAAUGAAACAGAAUACUGCCUUAACAAGCGUAAACAAAUCUUUAAUGAAAAUGGUUCUUGAUAAACUUAAACAUACUACAAUGGACAUGCUAAAAGGACGACUUAACAAAAUGAUUUCAGGAAACACACAGCCAAGUGGUCUCUCACUGAAAACAAAUUCAAUAGUAAACACGGCUUCAAGACUUUCUAAUUCACCCUUACAAUUAAUGGGAAAAACACCUGGUAAUCUAGGUGUUCUUAGUGGAUUUCCUACUUCGCUGGAUCCAAAACGAGUUUCAGUGUCAUUUAAUCCAGCUUCGAGUCAGAAGAUCAAUGCUCCCAAGGCUACAAAUCCUCCAAGAACGAUAGAGAUUGUCCAACAGAACUUAAAUCGAACCAUGCCAAAUAACAUGACUCUAGAGCCUUUCACAGCAACGACGCACAAAAAGAAUGGGAAGAUGAGCAUCCUGUUAACAUCCAAACACACCGGAAGUCGACCAAUCCUAAUCGAGGCAGCUACAGGUAAUAUUCUUGUAUCACACGUAAAAGGCCCGGAUGGAAAUGCACAGUUUGUCAUUCAGCAUGCACGUGAAGCAACGCCAUCUAAUGUUUCCACCGCUACUUCCUCCUCAACAACACCAGCUGUUACAGAAGAAGUCGAAGUCGAGGCUGAGGAUAUCAUUACAACCUCUACUUCUACAACGUCAUCUACUUCAACAGCAGUACCUACAACAGUGCUUACAGGAUUCAACAGCGUCACUACAACCUCGAUUCCUGUGGGGCGGUGA
Messenger RNA from Saccostrea echinata, 1923 nucleotides. RefSeq names its product probable serine/threonine-protein kinase dyrk2. The transcript is spliced from 3 exons. The record is from RefSeq and is a predicted model, not a curated record. The coding region runs from base 1 to 1923 and encodes 640 amino acids. NCBI's taxonomy places the organism in Eukaryota, Metazoa, Mollusca, Bivalvia, Ostreida, Ostreidae.